AAUGGCGGUCCUAAAUCUUCACUUCCACUAUCAGAUCCCCUUUACAGCUCAGCCUCUUCAUUUUCCAAAUUCAAAAAAUGGCCACCCCCGCCGCCGCCGGACUGCCUCUUGACGGCCGAAACGCCGUCGUCACCGGCGCCUCCCGUGGAAUCGGCCGUGCGAUCGCCGUCCACCUCCACUCUCUCGGCGCAAAUCUUGUUCUGAACUACGCUUCCAACUCUGCGCAAGCGAAUAUUCUCGCGUCGGAGCUGAAUCAGUCAUCGACGCCGCGCCAGCGAGUUAUAGCCGUUCAAGCCGACGUGUCUGACCCGGCUCAGGUCAAGCGGCUGUUCGAUUCGGCUGUUGAGGAGCUUGGAUCUGAGAUUCACAUCGUCGUGAACGCUGCCGGGAUUCUCGAUUCGAAGUAUCCGAGUCUGGCCGGAACCGCCUUGGAGGAUUGGGAUGAGACGUUUCGGGUGAAUUGUAGAGGCGCGUUUUUGGUGUGUAAAGAGGCGGCUAAUCGGCUUAAGCGCGGCGGGGGAGGUAGGAUUAUUUUGAUUACGACGUCGAUCGUUGGAUCUCUCCCGCCGGGGUACGGUGCCUACGCGGCGUCGAAGGCUGCGGUGGAGGCGAUGGCGAAGACGGCGGCGAAGGAGCUGAAGGGGACGGAGAUUACAGUUAACUGCGUGGCGCCAGGGCCGGUGGCGACGGAGUUGUUUUUCGCUGGAAAAUCGGAGGAGAUGGUGGCGAGGUCGGUGGAUGCCUGCCCGCUAGGUCGGCUCGGGCAGCCCGACGAUGUGGCGAAGGUGGUGGGGUUCUUGGCUACCGAUGGUGGCGGGUGGGUCAACGGGCAGGUGGUUCGGGUCAAUGGCGGUUUAGUAAUUUGACAUUUAAAAAAAGAAAAAAGGAAUAAUUGGCAUCAACUAUACGACUGACACGAAUGAAUGCGCAUUUACAUAAAAGUCUAAGCUCCAA
Molecule: messenger RNA, 954 nt
Organism: Cucurbita moschata (crookneck pumpkin)
Lineage: Eukaryota; Viridiplantae; Streptophyta; Magnoliopsida; Cucurbitales; Cucurbitaceae
Product: NADPH-dependent aldehyde reductase-like protein, chloroplastic
Exons: 1
Coding region: 78-866 (262 amino acids)
Source: RefSeq, a predicted model, not a curated record